AUGAACACGUUUGCGAGGGCGGUAUUGCGUCUGCGGCGGACCCAAUUGGCGGCGAUGAGUGUCCCCACCGCUCUUGCUCCCUCUUCUCUCUCCACAACCAUCCCACCUUUGUCUUCGUCAAUACAAACAACUUCUUCUUCUUCUUCUUCUUCUUCUCGCUUAACUACCAAUUCCUCGUCUCCUUUACAUCCCAACACGGCGAGGUCAAAUUUCAGAUCCCAGCCUGCGGCCGUCAAUCGUGCAGCCCAGCUAACAAGACAUUUUACAACUUCCACUAAUUCUAUUGACCCCGCCAUGUCGUAUUCCAUUCGCAAAGUCGGCGCCGCCCACACUCUCGAGCACCGUGUGUACAUCGAGAAGGAUGGUGUGCCUGUGUCUCCUUUCCACGAUAUUCCCCUGUAUGCCAAUGAGCAGCAGAACAUUUUGAACAUGAUUGUCGAGAUUCCUCGCUGGACAAACGCCAAGCAAGAGAUCUCCAAGGAAGAGUUUCUCAACCCAAUCAAACAGGAUGUUAAGAAGGGCAAGCUGCGUUUCGUUCGCAACUGCUUCCCCCACAAGGGCUACCUUUGGAACUACGGUGCCUUCCCACGCACCUGGGAAGACCCCAACGUCGUCCACCCCGAGACCAAAGCCAAGGGUGACAACGACCCAUUGGACGUCUGCGAAAUCGGUGAACUUGUUGGUUACACCGGUCAGAUCAAGCAGGUUAAGGUCCUCGGUGUCAUGGCCCUCUUGGACGAAGAAGAGACCGACUGGAAGAUCAUUGUCAUUGACGUGAACGACCCUCUUGCCCCUAAGCUAAACGACAUUGAGGAUGUCGAACGCCACCUCCCUGGUCUUCUCCGCGCGACCAAUGAAUGGUUCCGUAUCUACAAGAUCCCUGAUGGAAAGCCCGAGAACCAGUUUGCCUUCUCCGGCGAGUGCAAGAACAAGAAGUAUGCUCUUGAGGUCAUUCGCGAGUGCGCUGACGCCUGGGAGAGACUCAUCACCGGUGCCACUCCUGCUGGAGAUAUCAACCUUGCCAACCUUACCAACUCCAACUCCAAAGACUUGGUCGACCAGAGCGCUCUCUCCAAGAUCCCUGCUGGCGAGAACCUUCCUCCUGCUCCUAUCGACGGCAGUGUCGACAAGUGGUUUUUCAUCUCCGGUGCUGCUGUUUAAGCCGUCUAUCUCACAGGCUUGUACAUGAAGUACAAGCCAACUGAUGUGGGACCUAAAAUCCGUCCUAUACCCCUCGUGAUGGCAUACUUGAUCGAUAAGCUUCUGGCUUCCUGCAGCCAGGCAGUUGAGCUUAUCUGAUAUCAAAAUUCAAAUCAUACAAGUCCAGCGAAGUUUUUUGUAUACGUUGUUCUGUCAUAGCUAUGGACAGUAAAACGAAUCCAAAAGACCGUAAUACGAGAGUAUUCCCUUUCAAAACAUGAAAAAAAAAAUCCCGGAUUUG
Molecule: messenger RNA, 1441 nt
Organism: Talaromyces stipitatus ATCC 10500
Lineage: Eukaryota; Fungi; Ascomycota; Eurotiomycetes; Eurotiales; Trichocomaceae
Product: inorganic diphosphatase, putative
Exons: 5
Coding region: 1-1161 (386 amino acids)
Biological process (GO): phosphate-containing compound metabolic process
Cellular component (GO): cytoplasm; nucleus
Molecular function (GO): magnesium ion binding; inorganic diphosphate phosphatase activity
Source: RefSeq, a predicted model, not a curated record